Eublepharis macularius is the source of this 1457-nucleotide messenger RNA. RefSeq names its product CD160 antigen-like. The record is from RefSeq and is a predicted model, not a curated record. Bases 43 to 621 code for a protein of 192 amino acids. NCBI's taxonomy places the organism in Eukaryota, Metazoa, Chordata, Lepidosauria, Squamata, Eublepharidae. The transcript is spliced from 4 exons.
UCCAGCAAGUUUACUCAGAAGCAAGUUCCAUUGAUUCCAACGAUGAUGACUGCCUUGGAUUGGCAGGCCAGGCUUGAAAGAAACUAUCUUGCUUCAGCUUUCUUAACAAUGUUGCUGGGGAUAAAGAUUUCAGGGGGUGAUACACUGGAGAUCAUUUACCCAACAAAAUUUCUUCACCUGCAAGAAGGCGAUUCUCUAAUCUUGAAUUGUACAGUUGUGUUUCGGCAGGGCCCAUCUGAUGGUCUGGAUGCACACUGGUGUAAGCAAGCUGCAGAGUCAUCUAUCUGUGCUAAAAUAGGCGUAACUCUAGAAAAAGUGGUAUCCAAGGAGUUAUCAGAUUUUGAGGGGGUUGAGCACUUGACUGUGUUGCUACGCAUACCUCAAGUCAAUGUGUCAGACAGUGGUAAUUACCAGUGUCGGGCACAAACAAAAGCUCUUGACUUCACAGCGAUGGGCCACUACAUUAGAGUUAAUGUAUCAGCCACCCAGACAUCAGUAAAUACUUCUAGUAAAUCCUACGACAUGCAAAGGUACAAAGCACUGGGGAUGGACUUCCAAAUGUUGAAGACAUGCGUACUGAUUCUAGCUUUGGUGGCUAUCAUGUUGCCAAUCUAUAGAUAAGAUUUGCAACUGUUCUGUAUGACUGCUAAACUGUAUAGAUGGUUGACUGUUUAAUAACACAGUGUAGUUUUAUUGCCCCCUCUUGGUGAAUACUUAAGUAGCAUUAAAAAUGACUCUGGCAUAUCCUAAGUUAAUAAUUACUAGAAACAAAAGUGUGAUUUUAUAUAUAUACUGUGCAAAAUUCAGACACAAUUAAUUUGGUAUCCCAUGUUUCAACAUUUCCCCUCAGGGGGGAAACUGAAACAAUUUUUGGAAAAAAAAUGGGAUGUAAAAGGAGAACUGUGGCAGUUUGAGAAUUUUUAAAGAAAAAUAAGGAUAAGAGAGAGAGAGAGGGGAUCUUACCAUAUAGGGGAAAUGUAACUAUAAUCUAAGCUAGUAUAAGGGUUAGGGGAAUUCUUUUUCAGAGUAUAUGAAUAAGAGUAUAGUUAAAUAAAUAUAUUAAUGGGGUAUACUAUAUAUACUAUAAAUGAUAUAUUACGUUAGUGGAUCAGAUUGUAUAUUAUAUAAUGACUAUGUAAUAUGGUGUUGUGUGCGGUGCCACAUUGGUGGCAUGGCACACAGUAGGGGUUUUAUAAUACAUAUUAUAUUGAUAGUAGUAUAUUUGACAGAAUAUAUGUCUAAAAGAAAUAGAAUAUGUUUAAACUAAGAUUUUUGUUAUAUAUUAUACUAUAUCAUACUGGUCUGCUAUAUUGAGGGGUAUAAGAUGUAUACUAUAUUGAUAGUAUAACUGAUAGAUGUAUACUAUAUUGAUAGUAUAUUUGAUAUAUAUGAUAGAAUAUCUGGAAAAAAAUUAGAAUGUGCUUAGAGUAAGGGAUUGCAUUAAGUAAUAAGAGGGG